Molecule: messenger RNA, 3222 nt
Organism: Callorhinchus milii (elephant shark)
Lineage: Eukaryota; Metazoa; Chordata; Chondrichthyes; Chimaeriformes; Callorhinchidae
Gene: rhbdf1a
Product: rhomboid 5 homolog 1a (Drosophila)
Exons: 21
Coding region: 325-2979 (884 amino acids)
Biological process (GO): regulation of protein secretion; regulation of epidermal growth factor receptor signaling pathway
Cellular component (GO): endoplasmic reticulum membrane
Molecular function (GO): serine-type endopeptidase activity
Source: RefSeq, a predicted model, not a curated record
UUUGAAUCCUCCAAAGCAUGUGUGAGUGUGUGUAAGUUUCGAUCAUGUGAUGUACAUGUUGAAACACGAAGGUCGGUUUUACUUAGUCAGGAGAUGUGAAAAGCGUGUGUGAUGUGAAGAACCUGUUGGAUUACUGCACUGGCUCGAAAGGAAACCAAUCGCUUCGAGACGUUGAGAAAGCAGGUGUCGAUUUCUCUCCGCCCAGGAACGAGCGAGUGAAGCAAAGGCGGUAAAUGGGUUAACCUAGAUUCAGCCUUGAACGCAUCCUGCUCAUCCUUCCUUUCACCUGAGACUUUGCCAGGCAUCAAACUUUGAACUGUAAAGAUGGCUGAGGAGCGUCGAGAUAGCACGAGCAGCUUACAGAAGAAAAAACCACCUUGGCUCACGUUGCAAAUCCCCGUCAACCAGCCAGGAGAUGAGGCACAACCUUUAAGACGCCAGGGGUACUUGCGCAGUGUCAGCAUGCCGCCCGAAAACGUCCGAAUAUAUUCUACACCGAACGAGCACAGACGACCCACGUUUCAGAGGCAGCCCUCCAUAACCCAGACCAUCAAAAGCAAAAAGGUACACUUUGAACGAAUUAACACAAUGCCCAUAAAAGGUCACAGAGCCGGUAGAAGGCCACCGAAAAGACACCCGUCUUUCUCUCCCAGAUCUUUGCUGAGAGGCACAGCAGACUGGUUCGGCGUUAGCAAAGACAGUGACACCACCCAGAAAUGGCAGAGGAAGAGCCUUCGUCACUGCAGCCAGAGGUACGGCAAGCUUAAGUCACAUGUCAUCCGGGAGAUGGAACUGCCCAGCCAGGACAAUAUCUCCCUGACCAGCACUGAAACCCCUCCUCCGCUGUACGUGGGACCCCAGUUUGGCAUGCAGAAGAUCAUCGAUCCUUUGGCCAGAGGGAGAGCGUUCCGAAUGCCGGAUGAAGGGGAUGGGUUCAGCGUUCCACACACUCCGAUCACUCCCGGUGCUACAUCCCUCUGCUCCUUCACCAGCUCCCGUUCCGGCUUCAACCGUGUCCCUAAGAGGAGGAAGAGAGAGUCCGUGGCUAAGAUGAGUUUCCGAGCAGCAGCAGCCCUGGUCAAGGGCCGUUCUCUCAGAGAAAGCACCAUUCGACGGACUCAGAGACGCAGCUUCACACCUGCCAGUUUUAUCGAGGAGGACACUGUGGAUUUCCAGGAUGAACUGGACACCUCUUUCUUUGCAAGGGAAGGAGCCGCCCUAAACGAAGAGCUGUCCACCUACCACGACGAGGUGUUCGAGCCGCCGGAGGCCGAUCCCACCAAGGAGACGGACGACGCGGAUCAAGCUGACCUGACGGGCAGUGCCCUGGACAAGAGCGAGCUGGAGAGAAGCCAUUUGAUGCUCCCAUUGGGUCGGGGCUGGCGAAAACAGAAGGAAGGGAGCCCCCCUCAGCCCAAGGUGCGCUUACGGCAAGAGGUGGUGAGCGUGAGCGGCCAGCGGAGAGGACAGCGGAUAGCAAUACCUGUAAAGAAACUGCUCGCUAAGGAAAAGAGACCCUACGGACUGGGGAUGGUGGGGAAGCUAACAAACCGGACCUAUCGUAAGAGGAUAGAUAGUUACGUCAAGAGGCAAAUAGAUAAUAUGGACGAUCACCGGCCAUUUUUCACAUACUGGAUUACAUUUGUGCAUAUGUUGAUCACUAUACUAGCUGUGUGUAUCUAUGGGAUUGCUCCAAUAGGAUUUUCUCAACAUGAAACUGUUGAUUCGGUUUUAAGAAAUAAAGGUGUCUAUGAAAAUGUUAAAUUUGUACAACAGGAAAACUUCUGGAUUGGACCAAGUUCUGAGGCCUUAAUCCAUCUUGGGGCAAAGUUCUCUCCUUGUAUGAGGCAGGACGAGCAAGUGCACGAAUUAAUUGUGCAGAAGAGGCAACGAGAGAAGGAGUCCGCCUGCUGCGUACGGAAUGACAAGUCAGGGUGCGUUCAAACCUCAGAGAAAGAGUGCUCGUCAACUCUUGCGGUGUGGGUAAAGUGGCCAAAUCACGAUCAAACUCCGCUAAUGGCAGACAAAAGCAAACGGCAGUUCGGCUCAGUGUGUCAUCAGGAUCCCAGCUUCUGUGACGAACCUGCCUCUAUUUCCCCUCACGAAUGGCCCGAUGACAUCACCAAGUGGCCGAUUUGCACUAAAAGUAACGCGGGAAACCACACAAACCUUCCACACGUGGAUUGCGUCAUCACCGGCCGUCCCUGCUGCAUUGGUACCAAGGGCAGGUGUGAGAUAACGUCCAGAGAAUACUGUGAGUUCAUGAGAGGGUAUUUCCACGAAGAAGCAACCCUCUGUUCACAGGUGCACUGUAUGGAUGACGUGUGUGGACUCUUGCCAUUCCUCAACCCCGAAGUGCCUGAUCAGUUUUACCGACUCUGGCUGUCUCUGUUUCUGCAUGCAGGGAUUCUCCAUUGUGCUGUGUCCAUCUGCUUCCAAAUGACAAUCUUGAGGGACCUGGAAAAACUGGCUGGCUGGCUUCGCAUUUCCAUCAUUUACAUCCUUAGCGGCAUCACAGGCAACCUGGCUAGUGCAAUAUUUCUGCCUUAUCGAGCCGAGGUGGGGCCGGCUGGAUCUCAGUUCGGCAUCCUGGCCUGCCUAUUUGUGGAACUCUUCCAGAGCUGGCAGAUCCUGGCUCGGCCUUGGAAAGCCUUCGUCAAACUGGUGGGGCUCGUCCUCUUCCUCUUCGCCUUCGGCCUGCUGCCGUGGAUUGACAAUUUCGCCCACAUCUCCGGCUUCAUCAGCGGCUUCUUCCUGUCAUUCGCCUUCCUCCCGUACAUCAGCUUCGGGAGGUUUGACUUGUACCGCAAGCGGUGUCAGAUCAUGAUCUUCCUCGUCACGUUCGUGGGACUUUUUGCGGGCCUGGUCGUGUUGUUCUACGUCUACCCCAUCACGUGCGAAUGGUGCGAAUACCUGACUUGCAUUCCCUUCACGGAUAAAUUCUGCGAAAAAUAUGACCUCAACGCGCAUCUACAUUGAACAGACUGGACCGGGGGAAGGACGCGCCUCGCCAUUGCGGCGACUGUGAGAACUUCUGUCACCGAGACAUUGAAGGCGAUUAUUCGAGCCCAAUCGGUCAAAGCCGUCGCUGGUCUGAAGUUCCCGUUCCUUUAUUUUUUAUCGGAAAAAAAAUCGUAAAGUUGUUUUAUUUAGCACUCGAUGCUGAAACAUCUCCAAAAAAAACAAGCAAUGUGCCUUUACCCCCUCGUCUCCCCACGCCCA